UAGAAUCAUGGAAGAAUCCUGGUGAAAAUUUUAUCAAGUUUUCAGCUUUCAUUAAAACAAUAUCCAAGAGACCUGCAUUAAAUGACACUGAGAUGGAGAAAUUGAAAUGUAUAGACAAGAAACAUCCAUUGGUAUUGUUUUUAGUCCAAGAAUCAAGACUCAGUUCUUCUCAAAAGAUAAUACUUAUUCAAGAAUUUUGUGGGAAAUACAAACGUUGAAUGGAGAUCUUUUUUAUGAUGAGUUGGUGCGGUGAAACUCCAAAACCAUAGCUGCUUUGAAGUCAUGACUCUAUCUAGUCAUUCAUAUUAUACUCUUUUAGGUAUAUUCUAUUUAAUUUUUAGCAUUAAUUCAAGUUACAACACACAAAGAAAUACUGGCUAAAGUAAAGUUUCGCGAACGAGAUCUCUUAUUGACCCGUGUAAACAUGGCAUAUCAAUCACGAUAUUUGAUUCAAGAAAAUAUAAACAACUUUGUUUACAUCAAACUCAUAGGAUACAACACAUCAUCAAACCCCCUGGUGUCUUGCAACACGGAGAAUAUAGGAAUUGAUACAGGUGAAUACAACUUACAAACGAAACCAACUUCUAAUAAUAAGCCGUCUGGGACCAGAACUCCAUUAGCACCAAUCAAUCCCAAUGGAGCAAAUACAACAGUGACAAACACCACACCGACUCCUGAUUAUGAUGUGUAUGGGAUGGAGUCAUUAAAAUGGAGCCUUGCUAUGGUUGGUGAAUUUGCUGAACUGGUUGUUGAGUAUCAACACUAUAUAAUUGGAAAUUAUAAUGAAUUUAAUGCAUUAGGGUGGGAGAUUAUUCAAAGUAGGAUGUGGGAUUCAUUCCCUGAUUUUCAUGAUUUUUUAAAAAUUGGAGAUUUGGUUAAACAGUUGAGGUAUCUAUGUGGUCAAUAUUUGCUUUAUUAUCAAAUUCUCAGGGAUAAAUGUUAUGAUGUUUUCCAAUAUUCCGAAUUUCAUAACCAUUUUAUAUUGGACAAGGAUGUUUAUGAUAUAUUUCCUAGAGAAUUUUUUGAAAGAUCAAAAAAAAACAAAUAUGCUUUCCGUUUCCUAAAUUAUGAGAAAGAAUUACAGAAGUGUGGUCGUAAUAUGUUGGAUGAUAUAAUUGAUAUAGUUGGUCGUGCUGAAUAUGAAAAUCGAAAACACAAUCUUGUUGAAUAUUUUACACGAGAUAUAAGUUAUAUGGUUCUUUUGGAGGAAUUUGUUAAUGAACCUUCUGUUUAUUUAUGGAAAAAUAGAAAAGCAAGGGCAAAACAUAAUUACAAUUUGGAAGAAAGAAAGAUAUUCAAGGGUAAACAUAAACUUUCCAAAAAAGCUACAGCAAGAUUUGAAAAGAAUAAAAAACAUAUAAGAGAGAAUUAUGAGAAAUAUUUAACUUUUUUGAAAAAAAUACCUAAAAGACUUUCACCAACUGAAUUGGAAUUGAAUAAAUUGUUAAUGACAAUUGAAAAAGAAAGUGCAUUGGUUAAUAUUAUUGCAAAAGAUGAAGAAUUGGAUACCCGUCAAAAAAUCUUUGUUAUUAAACAUUGUCUUGGUAGGUCAGACAAAUCGAUUGAAUGGGAUAUGACCAUACCUUGA
Messenger RNA from Hansenula anomala, 1588 nucleotides. RefSeq lists its product as uncharacterized. The record is from RefSeq and is a predicted model, not a curated record. Lineage: Eukaryota; Fungi; Ascomycota; Saccharomycetes; Phaffomycetales; Wickerhamomycetaceae. The transcript has a single exon. The coding region runs from base 425 to 1588 and encodes 387 amino acids.